CCCCAGUACCACAUCCAACGGCUCCGGUCCCAAUUCCUUCCACCUCUUCUUCUCAACUCUUCCGAGUGCUUCCCGCCUCGCCACUCCUCCAUUCCAAGAAAUCCACAGCACAUUGACAAAUUCAUAGUUCAUCCCAUCACGCGGCCUCUCCUCCAAAUUAUAUUCAUCCACGUACGACCAUGCCGGUCCCCAUCUCCCUUCCAUCCCGUUCGGCACAAAGCCCUCCGAUAUUGCAAUCAACUGCACAAAAUCAGUCUCUUUUCGAGCUUCGAGACCAUUCGUGUUGAGGUAGUCUAAUGAAGGUAGCCUGAGCAUGCCAAUCCAUCGCCCUUCUGCAUCGCUCAGCGAUAUACGAGCGAUCUCACCAUCUUUUUCGUGGGAGGCUGGAACGAUCGAAACAUCGCCGAGGAAGAAUGCAUGCGCUGUAUCCACUUUCGCACACAGAUACGGCUGAUCUGCGUCUACCCGUGGCACGCCUUGCGGGUCGUCGAGUGGCAACGGAUACCAGAACGUCGGAACAGAGUUUUUUUUCGCUGCGUAUACGUAUUUGCCAAAUCCGUCAGGAGCGUCUGAGGAAGUGAGUACCUCGUCUUUUCUCUUCCGCCAUUUGAUCCAACCACUCGGUAGUUUCACGUUGGGGUCCAUAUACCGCUUGCGCCAAUCGAGCCACAGAGAAUCUAGCUUGCGCCGCUCAGAUCCAUCGCCGUUUGCGGAAGUAUACCACGUUGUCCCUUUUCUGAUUUGGCAUUUACUCAGACCUAUCCAACCACUGCAUGCGGCUACGAAUUCGUUGGCUACUUCCCAUCCGGCGAGGUCUAACUCGCCUUGCCAUCCUACCCACGACCAGCUAGGCAGACAGAAACCUGUAUUUUGAUCGAGAGAUUUGUUUUUGUUGACUUGUGGUACUCUUCGCACUAAGUUGCCACCCGGCUGCCACAGUAGCAUUGCGUCGAUGAACAUUUCCGGUAGCCCACAUACAAAUCCACCGGUAAAAACUUUGGCGUAACAUGGCGUAACGCCCGAGAACGCCAGUAAGCAGUCUUGAGGGAAGGAUAGGUGUCGCUGAUUGAAAUCAUGUAUGACACGAGAAAGGACUGUUAUGGAUGGGUAACCAACGUCUAAGAUCCAAUCUCGUUGAUCAUCUGGUUGCCCGGAUAUCGAGCGAUCUUCAAAGUUUGCUGACGAGCAGCAUUGAAACCAGACGCUGUCAUUCUCGAAACAGAUACAGCGGCGGGAGAAGAAGUGCUCUUGGAACGUCCAUCCUCGAGCAUGGUAUGAUGCUAUAGAUUGUUCGAUGGGCUUGGUGGCCGCCCGGAUCUUCGCCGCGCGGCCAUUGCCAUGCCGGAUAACAAAUUUCUUCUUGCCAAAUGGGAUUAUUUCCUGCUGCAUUUGGCGGGGCUGCGCAAUCGGUGCACUCUUUAACCCACGCAGGCCGUAGUUGGCGUCUGUCCCGUCCAUACCGGUACAUCGCAUGCUGAACCGUUCUUGGGACAUUCUGUAGCGUUUCUCGAUCCAUGAGAGCUCCUUUCUCUUGCAGACGCGAGAUAUUCGCCUUUGUUGAUCUGAGCAUCGCUGUCUGGCCCCAUAUGUAGCUCAAAGCGGCGUAUGAUGCCUGCCAAGGUGCUUCUACAACACAGUUGUCCUCAACAUCGAUGAAGUACGUGGGCUUAGAUCGUGGAAGUAGGUCAAGAUACUUCGGGGUACUGCAUUUAUCUCCGUGUUCUCUUAGACAGUUCUCAUACCAUCCAAUCACUGCCUUCUCGUUGAUCCACGACGGAUCCAACUCCACACCCAAUCCAUCGCCUCCGAGAAUGUCCAUGUCGGGAGUGCUGUCGGUAUAAUACGGAAAUUGGCCGCCUUCUCGUAUGACGUGAAAAAUGGAUUGAAAAUCAAACUCUUCCCGGUACAUAUAAAGCAGCUCCUGGUGUUGCUUGCACUCAGAGGUGAGCACCUCUUCAACGGUCCCGAUCUUGAACGUUGUGUAACCUUUGAUAUCGGCAACCUUCAUUUCGGCCACAUAUAAUAUCUUCCUGCAGUAUGUGCACUCGCCGGGGACAUGUCGUAAGAUUCUGGAGGGGAAUCGCCUCUCUGUUGGUUCCUUCGCGGGCUUCAAUCGUGAUAAGACUGCUCUUGCGAGGGAGGCGAUGUGAUUCAUGCUUCUUGCAGGUACACGAAAUCUCAGAUGAUAGUACAGAGUUCUGUUUCCAUUUCUCGUCUCAGCCCGUCCGA
Messenger RNA from Periconia digitata, 2229 nucleotides. The record is from the annotation of a GenBank genome assembly. NCBI's taxonomy places the organism in Eukaryota, Fungi, Ascomycota, Dothideomycetes, Pleosporales, Periconiaceae.